CCGGUCCGCGGCGCGCGUGACGUCAGCCGCCCGCGCCCGCCGCAGGAUCGCGGCGUUUGCAACAUGUCGGGGCUGCUGAAGCUGGACAAUGCGCUCAGGACCAAGGCUCGAAGGGACUGUAAGUGUUGACUUCUUGCUGAGACAUUCAUACAAUGGAUCGAAAGCUAAUUGCUGAAAAUACUAAGCAGGUUGAUGCUUUUAGGGAGCGAGUCACUGCUGAAGCCGAAGACUUAGUUGCAAGUUUCUUUCCAAAGAAGCUGUUGGAACUAGAUUGUUUUCUGAAGGAACCUCUCUCGAACAUUUCUGAUUUGGCUACCAUUCACUCAGAGCUCAACAUGCCGGUGCCAGAACCUAUAAUAAUCUCCAACAGUCAUGAUGGCUUGGACAGUACACCCAACAGUAAGAAGAGAAAACUGGAAGAUGGUGAAACUAAUUGCCCAGGUACAAAAGUGUUUAUCAUGCCGAAUGGAAUGCUCAAGAGCAACCAGCAACUCGUGGCGAUGAUUGAGAAAAUAAAACCAGAAAUCAGGACACUUAUGGAGAAAUGCAAUACAGUUAAAAUGUGGGUUCAGCUGUUGAUACCAAGGAUAGAAGAUGGCAACAAUUUUGGUGUUUCUAUUCAAGAGGAGACUGUUGCAGAACUUCGAACAGUUGAAAGUGAAGCUGCUUCGUACUUGGACCAAAUCUCCAGAUAUUACAUAACAAGAGCAAAACUGGUGUCCAAAGUAGCUAAGUAUCCCCAUGUGGAAGAUUAUCGUCGCACGGUAUCAGAAAUUGAUGAAAAGGAAUACAUCAGCCUUCGAUUAAUUGUUUCUGAGCUGAGAAACCAAUAUGUAACGCUACAUGACAUGAUCCUCAAAAACAUUGAAAAAAUUAAACGGCCCCGGAACAGCAAUGCAGAUGCACUGUAUUAACAUGCAUGCUUCGUGAAAUGGAAUCUGACCUUGGUAACCCAAAUAUAAGACCAUGAUUGCCUUGGCUUGUUGUGUGAGAUUGGUCUUGCUGCAGGAGAAAGAAGUUUGUUGGGAAAUGAAGCACAGGGUUGGUUGCAUUUUAGUGAAAUAACCAAUAAGGAUAUCCAUUCUUUUAUUUUUGUGAUGUAUAAGAGGUUUUUUUAAUCCUCAGGAAUCUGUCCCGUUUUGCUCUACAGAAUCUCUUUGUAAUGUACAGUAUUAGUGAUCUUGGGAAGGAAUUCAGUUUGGACGCAGGUUUUAUUUCAAAACGUAGCAUUUUUCACAUCCAUCAGAAACUUUGUGAUUCAUGAAAGCGGAUGUACAAAAUAUCCUGUAAAUUCAGAAUGAUUAUUCAUGUACAACUAUUACGCACAGGGAACCACUCACUAAACAUGAGCCACUUGUUUGCGGGCUACUUGUUAUAAAUAAGAGCAAUUAUUGCACCGUAUUUUACAUAUGUUGUCCCUUCCUUUUCCCUCUCCUAGUCUCCUCGUCAAGUUGUUUCUUUAGAAGGAAGUUAUUUGAAAAUGUUCUUUUAAAAUAAAAAGUUGUGCCGUAUGAUUAGUGUGAAACCUCCAUGGUGGGGCAUAAUGAAGCUACAAAUCCUACGUAAAUUACGUAUUUCUGUGAUUGUUCUAACUGCCCUAAAUUAGGAUACAGAGCCUUAGUCCCCCCAGUUAAACCUUGCUUUUGAUUUUCCUUUCCUUGCGAAGUUACCCACAGUUUUUAAACUCUUAACUCUGCACUAUGCUGAGAACUGUCUGUUCACCUUUUCCCCUGCAAGCUUUGUGAACGUUGCGCUCAUUAGUCAAAGGUUUGGGUGGGUGAGUGAGAAGGGAGGGGAAAUUGCAAGGUGUUUAAAAAAAAAAAAUCUAUUGAGCCCAACCUUUAGAACAUGACAAUGAUAAAACUAUAUUUAAAAACAAAUAAAACAUGCCUCCUAGAUAA
Amblyraja radiata (thorny skate) is the source of this 1901-nucleotide messenger RNA. It is a transcript of the gene psme3, whose product is annotated as proteasome activator subunit 3. Gene Ontology annotation, molecular function: endopeptidase activator activity. Gene Ontology annotation, biological process: regulation of G1/S transition of mitotic cell cycle; positive regulation of endopeptidase activity; regulation of proteasomal protein catabolic process. The transcript has 12 exons. Gene Ontology annotation, cellular component: cytoplasm; proteasome activator complex; nucleoplasm. NCBI's taxonomy places the organism in Eukaryota, Metazoa, Chordata, Chondrichthyes, Rajiformes, Rajidae. The record is from RefSeq and is a predicted model, not a curated record. The coding region runs from base 153 to 914 and encodes 253 amino acids.